CUGACUCGAAUAACAGACAGAGAGAGACGGAGAGAGAGAGAGGGGUUGUUCUACAACCCUUGUCUGCUACACCUUCCUUGUUCUUUGUUUUCUUAUUUUUCAUCUCCAUUUCAAGAGAUUUGGUCUCAUCUCAUCUCCCUAUAGGCAGAUUUUGGGGCUAGGGUUCAAAAAUCGAAUCGAACCAAGUAGUGUGCUGAAUAUCGAUCAACGUUUUUUUCUUUGUUCUGGCCAGAAGAUAAAAUCUUCUCUUCAAUCCUUUGUGGGUUUGAACAGUGAUUCUGUUGUUGACUUUUUCUACAAUACAACUCUCUGUUUACAGUACAGAAGUACUUGUUGGUUUGUUUCUUUCUUUCACUCUCAUUGUUCAAAGGGGCAUAUAUAUUGCUUAUAAGGAUGUCUGUAACAGCAGGUGUUAGUGAUACUGUUAUUGCCAUUAGGGAUAAACUUAGAGGAAAAAUUGGCCAAACAAAAGUCAAAAGGUAUUGGCCUGGUAAAGCUCCUGAAUGGGCUGAUGAUGUCGAUGAAGAUGGGGAUAUUAGAGUGGCCAGGGUAGUUGCAUUGGAGAAAGCUUUCCCUAGUCAGGAAGAUUCUGGCACUGUGAGGCGGGAUGAUCCUAGGCUGCGUCGUCUGGCUGAGAGUAGGAUAGAUAAUCGCGAAGAAAUUAGAGCUGACCAUAGGCGCAUUCGACAAGCUGAGAUUGUUUCGACAAUAGAAGAGGAAACCAAAAGACAAGAAGGAUUAGAUUUAGAGGAAGAGGAUGAAAAUGCUUUGGAGGAAAGGAGGAGGAGACUUAGGGAGAAGUUGCUUCAGAGGCAGCAGGAAGAAGCUGCACUUCUUCCAGACGAAGAAGAGGAUGAAAUAGAGGAUGAGGAGGAAGAGGAGUCUGAAUACGAGACUGAUUCAGAGGAUGAACUAACGGGUCCGGCAUUGGUGAAGCCUGUCUUCGUUCCAAAAUCAGAAAGAGACACCAUAGCUGAGCGUGAGAGGCUUGAGGCAGAAGAACGAGCUCUUGAGGAAUUAGUUAAGAAGCGAUUAGAAGAAAGAAGGGUGGAGACAAAGCAAAUAGUGGUUGAGGAGAUUCGGAAGGAUGAAGAAAUUCAGAAGAAUUUGGAUUUGGAGGCUAAUGCUGCUGAUGUAGAUACUGAUGAUGAAGUCAAUGAGGCAGAGGAAUAUGAGGCGUGGAAGGCCAGAGAGAUUGCAAGGAUCAAGAGGGAUAGGGAGGCCCGAGAGGCAAUGUUGAAGGAGAAGGAAGAGAUUGAAAAGGUGAGGAACAUGACCGAGGAAGAGAGGAGGGAGUGGGAGAGGAAGAAUCCAAAACCUGCACCCCAGUCCAAGCAGAAGUGGAGGUUCAUGCAGAAAUACUACCAUAAGGGUGCUUUCUUUCAGUCAGAUGCGGAUGACCAUGCUGCAACUGCUGGGUCAGAUGAUAUAUACAGACGUGAUUUCUCUGCACCAACUGGAGAAGAUAAGAUGGACAAGACCAUACUACCUAAAGUCAUGCAAGUCAAACACUUUGGUCGUAGUGGGAGGACGAAAUGGACCCAUCUUGUUGGCGAGGAUACAACUGAUUGGAACAAUCCGUGGACAUACAAUGAUCCUCUUCGGGCCAAGUACAAUGCUAAAAUGGCAGGAAUGAACGCCCCUAUAGCAAAACCCAAAGGAAGCAAGAAGCUCAAGGAUUGGGAGUCUCGGUGAAGCGAAAAUGUUUCUUGUGCUGUCAAAGCACCCAUUGAAGUCCUUAACUUCCUUUCUCUAUGUUGUUUUUUAAUUGGAUAUAGGCUUUUACUUUGUUAGCCCUAUUAAUGUGUAAUAGUAAUAUGUUUUUCAAGUAUCUAACAUAAAUAUAAUAGGUCUUACAAUCUAAACUAAUGAGAAUAAAGGAAACGUGACAGUACCACUUGAUGCCUUCCUUUAUUCUAAUUAGUUUAGAUUGUAGGACCUAUUAUAUUUAUGUUAGGUACUUGGGAACACGAGGGGAUUAGAUAGUUUAUGAUUGGUUAAAAGGUACCCAAUGGCAUGCCAAGGGAUGCAUGGUCUGAAGACAGAUUAAAUGAAUUAUUAUUUUUUUUAUAAAAUAUAUAUUUUAACGUAAAA
Camellia sinensis is the source of this 2094-nucleotide messenger RNA. RefSeq lists its product as uncharacterized. The record is from RefSeq and is a predicted model, not a curated record. Lineage: Eukaryota; Viridiplantae; Streptophyta; Magnoliopsida; Ericales; Theaceae.